CAGUUCAAAAUGGCGAGUUGCGGCAGCGGAAUGGGCAUGGCGUCGGCUGCAUCAGGGCUGUUGUUAACACCCAAUGCGACGGCCAGUGCAAAGACCAACACUAACAUGCUCUUUUUCCCUUCCAAAAUCAACAACAAUCUAAGGCUGGUCGUGACUGUGGCAUCAGUAGGUGGUGAAGCACCUAAGCCGAAGCCACCACCCAUCGGACCAAAAAGAGAAGCCAAGGUGAAGAUUCUGAGGAACAAGUCUUACUGGUACAAUAACUAUGGAUCAGUUGUUACUAUUGAUCAGAGUCCGUUAACCUUGUGGGGCAACGUCCAUUUUAGGGAUUUCACCAGUUUGGGUGAAAUUGCUUCUAAGGAAGUGACUAUAUAA
Molecule: messenger RNA, 375 nt
Organism: Hibiscus syriacus
Lineage: Eukaryota; Viridiplantae; Streptophyta; Magnoliopsida; Malvales; Malvaceae
Product: photosystem I reaction center subunit IV B, chloroplastic-like
Exons: 3
Coding region: 10-375 (121 amino acids)
Biological process (GO): photosynthesis
Cellular component (GO): photosystem I reaction center; photosystem I
Source: RefSeq, a predicted model, not a curated record